Messenger RNA from Cololabis saira (Pacific saury), 1351 nucleotides. It is a transcript of the gene cdk7, whose product is annotated as cyclin-dependent kinase 7. The record is from RefSeq and is a predicted model, not a curated record. Gene Ontology annotation, cellular component: transcription factor TFIIK complex; nucleus; transcription factor TFIIH holo complex. NCBI's taxonomy places the organism in Eukaryota, Metazoa, Chordata, Actinopteri, Beloniformes, Belonidae. Gene Ontology annotation, biological process: positive regulation of transcription by RNA polymerase II; protein phosphorylation. The transcript has 12 exons. Bases 40 to 1071 code for a protein of 343 amino acids. Gene Ontology annotation, molecular function: RNA polymerase II CTD heptapeptide repeat kinase activity; cyclin-dependent protein serine/threonine kinase activity; ATP binding.
CCUUUAACUGGGCAGGAAGGAGGAGCCGCUGCUGCUGCCAUGGCGCACGAUGGAAAAACCAGAACCAAACGAUAUGAGAAACUGGACUUCCUCGGAGAGGGUCAGUUUGCAACUGUAUACAAAGCCAGGGACAAGAUGACUGACACGAUAGUUGCCAUUAAAAAGAUUAAAGUUGGCCACAGGACUGAGGCUAAAGAUGGUAUAAAUCGGACCGCUCUGCGGGAGAUCAAGCUGCUGCAGGAGCUGCAUCAUCCAAACAUUAUUGGGUUGUUGGAUGCCUUUGGACAUAAAUCAAACAUCAGCCUGGUGUUUGAUUUCAUGGAAACAGACCUGGAGGUUAUUAUCAAAGACACCAGUCUAGUUUUGACUCCAGCAAAUAUCAAAGCCUACACCCUCAUGACUCUACAGGGGUUGGAAUAUAUGCACCACCACUGGAUCUUGCAUAGGGAUCUGAAGCCCAAUAAUUUGCUGUUAGAUGGUAAUGGUGUGUUGAAAUUGGCUGAUUUUGGUUUGGCCAAAGCUUUUGGAAGCCCCAACAGAGUCUACACGCAUCAAGUUGUUACCAGAUGGUAUCGCUCUCCCGAGCUCCUGUUUGGUGCCAGGAUGUACGGUGUUGGUGUUGACAUGUGGGCAGUGGGAUGCAUCCUGGCAGAGCUGCUGCUUCGAGUACCGUUCCUUGCUGGUGACUCGGAUCUGGACCAGCUGACCAAGAUUUUCGAGGCUCUUGGAACACCCACAGAAGAGAAGUGGCCUGGAAUGAGUAGUCUGCCAGACUAUGUGUCCUUUAAGAUAUUUCCUGGCACUCCUCUGGAACAUAUAUUUAGCGCAGCUGGUGACGAUUUACUUGAGCUACUACAGGGACUCUUUACUUUUAACCCCUCAACGAGGACCACAGCAACACAGGCUCUAAAGGAGAGUUACUUCAGUAACCGGCCUGGUCCAACCCCGGGUCCCCAACUCCCCAGACCAAACUGCUCAGCCGAGGCUUUAAGAGAGAAGGAAACUGUCGGGCUCAAGAGGAAAAUAGAGGGCCUGGACACAACUGUGAUGAAAAAGAAGCUAAUUUUCUGACCACACUAAAGGAAAAUGGUUUCCUCUUGAUAAAUCGGAGGAUGACCACGGUUUGGUUCGGCUUCUUGCCUUACUCUGGGUCGUCUGCUGGAAUGGAAGAAUGUCAGAAGAGACUGACAUUAGGACUUUUUAGCUUUAGGCAUUAUAUGGGAAUUGUUCUCCAGGGUUAGCUCAAAAUAUCCAAAGUGUUGCUGUGUCCAGCAGGCCAUCGACUGAUGUACAGCAGAGACUGUGGUUACACAUCUUGCUCUGGUUUUCAGUGAUGCCUAAACUCUGAGAG